AUGGUUGUAGGAGGCCAUUUGAGUACCAAGGACGUUGAAAUCCCACCCAGGGAGAUUAAAGUCAAGAUUCCUGGUGGUGUCGCCGGAACUUUGGCUGUCCCACAUGCAGCUGACUUGAAUGGGGACGACAAGUACAAAUUCGCUUCCCCUACGAAGAGAGUUGUUUUGAUUCUUCAUGGCCAAGGAGGCCACCGUGAUUACUGCUACCAAAAAUUGUUGUCUCACAAAUUGGCAGCGGAAUUAGGCAUGUACUCGUUCAGAAUUGACUUUAGAGGAUGCGGUGAUUCUGACGACUAUGAGGACGAAACAUUGGGUCGGACUCUUGAUCUGGACGUUGCUGACAUACAAGCCUCAGCUUCGUACCUCACUGAUGGUUCCAAAAAUGCUUUGGGGAUCGAUUUUGAAAUUGCUGCUAUUGUAGCUCAUUCCAGAGGUGGCGUUGCUAUGUUCCUUUGGGCCAUGCAACAAGAUGAGCUCUUGAAAUCAGAGCCAAGCAAGGCUAUCUAUGUUCCAAAUUUGGUCAAUAUGUCUUCCAGAUUCGAGUCAAAAACCGUUUACGAUAGGUACCCCAAUGAUCAAGACGACCCUUGGGAAUAUUUGUAUCAGACAGGUCUUCGUUACGGCAAAUGGGAAAAAUAUAAGAUUCCCAGAAACGAGAUUGAUGAACUUUCCAAACCUGACUUGACGAAAUUGAGAGACCUCUCGCCAAAAUGGGCGGUUUUGAGUGUUUACGGAAUGGAUGAUGAUAUUAUCCCAAAGGUGGACAGCGCACAUUACGCUAAUCAUCUCAAUCGUGGUCCAUACUCUCAUGAACUUCAGUUGAUUCCAGGAGCUGACCACAACUUCUACGGAACCGAACCGAUCGAAGAUGAGGAUGAUGCUGAAUUGAGGAACCCGCUUGGUUUACCACUCAAUAAAAACAAACUCGUCAAUUUCAACUACCUAGCUGCUGCCUAUGUGCUCAGAUUCCUCCAGCCUAAAGAGGAACUGACUAGAUUUUUUCAUUUGAGCAAAGCAAUCGACUAUAUUCCUCGAUGGAAAGUGGUUGACGGAGUUGCGAAUUUUAGAGAUCUUGGCGGAUGGCAGAUCACGAAGCCACGCUACAGACAAGUCGCUCAAGAUGGGAGUGUUUGGAUUCGUCCCAAUUAUAUAUUCCGUUGUGCAAACACCAAUCUUGUGACACCUAUCGGAAAGGAAGCUCUUAGGGCAUUGAAUGUUAAAACUGUUUACGACCUUCGCUCAAAUCAGGAGUGUAACAAAGACGGUGUCGCUGAGCUCAAGGAUCAGGGUAUCGACGUUAUUUUUAAUCCUGUGUUCGCCAAUGAAGAUGCGUCUCCUCAAGCGUUAGCCCUCAAAACUGCGAACUUGCUCACACACUGGGAUACGUAUGUGAACUUGUAUGACAACAUGCUUGAGGAAGGUUUCGAGUCCUUUAAAAAGAUGUUUAGGCACAUUUGUGAUCAUCCAGAAAAGCCUUUUGUAUACCAUUGCACAGCAGGUAAAGACAGAACAGGUGUCUUCGCAAUGUUGGUUUUGAGAUUCGUUGGGGUGGACAAACAUACCAUAGCUAGGGAGUAUGAUUUGACGACCCAUGGCUUGAAACCUGAUCACCCACGUAUUGCCAAAGCUUUCCAAAAUGGCCUCGAAAGGUUUAAGGCAAAAAUCAAUUUGAAGGAUCUUGAGGCAUUGGUAAGUCGUGGCCGUGAAGGAUGGACCUUAGAGAAAGAUGGCUUGGAGAACCUCUUGAGCUCAAGAUAUGAGGCAAUGCUUGCUACCAUUGACUUGCUUGACGAAAAGUACGGAGGCGUUGUCAGCUAUAUGAAAGAUGUGCUUGGUUUCAGUGAUUCUGAUUUGAGGAAAAUCUAUGAUAAUUUAGUGACCCGGGCAUCGAGCAGGUCGAACCUUGACGCCAAAUUUUAA
Candidozyma auris is the source of this 1920-nucleotide messenger RNA. Its product is annotated as alpha/beta hydrolase family protein. Gene Ontology annotation, biological process: dephosphorylation. The coding region runs from base 1 to 1920 and encodes 639 amino acids. The record is from RefSeq and is a predicted model, not a curated record. The transcript has a single exon. Gene Ontology annotation, molecular function: phosphoprotein phosphatase activity. NCBI's taxonomy places the organism in Eukaryota, Fungi, Ascomycota, Pichiomycetes, Serinales, Metschnikowiaceae.